This is a messenger RNA of Carica papaya (papaya), 3305 nucleotides long. Lineage: Eukaryota; Viridiplantae; Streptophyta; Magnoliopsida; Brassicales; Caricaceae. The record is from RefSeq and is a predicted model, not a curated record.
UCUCUGUUUAUACACUCGCAAACAUCUGCGCAUAGAGACCACAACAAAGAGAGAGAGAGAGAGAGAGAGAGAGAGAGAGAGAGAGAGAGAGAGAGAGAGAGAGAGAAACAAAGAGACCAGAAUCAGAGGGGGAAAAAAAAAACCUAAGACGAAGAGUUUAUGCAGAGAAAAAAACUUUCAAUUUUCCUAUUCAUCUAACGAGAGAGAUCUUGUCUUGUCCAUCUACAAUGCCCUCUUUGUAGCGGACAAAGGUAAUCUCACUCCCAGGAUUAUCUCCUUUUUGUUUUCUAUGGGUUUGAGUUUUUUCUCUCCAAAUUUCCUGAAAAUUAAUGGUUUUUCUUUUUAAUUUUCACCUUGUGCUUUGAAUCGAACUUAUUUUUAUCGCUUUUCAUCGAUACCCAUUUAAAAUGGGUUACUGAAGAAAGUGUUAUUCCUCCUGAUCUACAAGUUGUUUCUUUUUUUGGAUUUUUUUCUGUGGCUCAGAAUUACGUACUUGUUUGUUUGAUUUUUGACGACUGGAAUUAAGGGUUUUUCUUUAAUGGGUAUUGGAUAUUUGCUUAGCAAGCUUCUGGAUAUUUUUUUGUGCUUUCUAGGGUUUCAUCGGAUCGUAAGUGGGUGCUGCUCAAAUUUGGAAAUCUUUGGACUGGUUAGGGUUUGAUCAGAGGCGUAGUCUGCUGAAGAUCAUGUAGAAUGGCCCCAGCUUUGGUAUUGGAGUUGUGAAAUUUUAACUGGCUUUGGAAUUUGAGUUUCUGAGCUUCGAGAUUGCAGAGUGUGAUGGUGAUUGGACAUUUUUGGUUUGGGCAUGGAAGAGGACUGCACUUACUGAAUUUGGUAGACACUGAUCGGAUUUUGGAUAAAGGUUUUCUGGUUUCGUUGUCUUUCUGUGCUUGAUUCGAUGAUUUUGUUAUUGGCAUUUGGUUACAAGCAGGAGGUGAUGAUUCUUUACUGGCCCAGGAAUUGUAGUGGACCAUUUUCAUUUCUCAAGAAACCUUUUGGAUUGACAUAGGCUGAGUGGAAUUCUUGAGCAAAGUGGUUUUCUUUCAGUUUUAAGUUAAUCUUCGAUCUGACUGUGACUGUAGGGUGUUUUGAGUUAUUUAGUCUAAGACUGCUAUAGAUUUGAUUAAGAGGAGAAGUUCUGGACUUCUAUUUCUGAAUUUAUUUUCUCCACUAACAUCUGCCUGACCUUAGUAUAGACUUGCAGAGAGGAUAAGUAAGAUUGGUGUUCUUGGAGUUUUUGACUAGUGGAUUGACAAAACCAUUAAUGGAAUACUGAAACUGGAAAUGAAUGUGCAGAUAUGGUGCAUGGCAUAGUUUCUGGUCAUUUCCCUUUUUGGAACAGUGACUCAAGCACUUUGUUUUGUGGAAGGCAUUUUUGAGUUGUAUUCUGAGAUUCCGUGCAAUGUCGCGUUGCUUUCCGUUCCCACCUCCAGGAUAUGAAAAGAAGGCUAGGACGGACGACGUGGACUUGCUGAAAAAGGAGAAGCACAAGGAGAAGAAACAUAAAAAAGAAAAGAAGGACAGAGAGAAGAAAGAAAGCAAGGAAAGAAGAGAGAAAGAUAGAGGUGAUGGAAAACAUAGGGAAAAGAAGGACAAGAAGGAAAAACAAAGAGACAAAAAGAAAGAGAAGGACAGGGAGAAAGAUAAAGAUAAAAAUAAUAAAUUGGAGGAGAAGAGGAUUCCAAUGCAAUUUGAAGGGUACAAUGGAGACAAGGUCUCAGAUGAGAAAAGACUUCCUGGGAAACAUGAGGGUCACACAGUGGAGAAGUUCAUCCAGAAGGAGAAGGAAAGGGACAAAGAUAGGAGUGGUAUGUCUGGUGAAAAGAAGUAUACUGGGCAAUUUUCUGGUUACAAUGGAGAGAGGGUCAGUCAGAAUAACCAUCUGGCCGAGGAAUCCAAAGAUUAUAGAUUUGUGCAGGAAUUGGAAAAGAGGGUAAGAGAUGAAGGCGCUGGUAGUCAGUUGGUUGACAACUUUACCAUCACAGAUCGGACACGGAAUGAGGGGAUGGUUAAAUUGGUGCCGAAGACUGCUGGAACUUCUAUUGGAGCAAAGGAAAAGACCAAAGAUAAAACAGUUGAUGAUAGGAAGUUAGAGGGGCAAGGGAUCAGAGAUGAAGCAAGAGUUAUUGGAAAUUCUGUGGUUCAGAACCUUGUUGGAAUUGCCCAGCCUAAGGUUGAAGGAAUUGCCAGAAAAUUGGAGAAAGAUUUCCAGAAGAUGGUGGAAGGAAAAGAAAAGAUCCAUCCAUUUCCUGAGAAUGGAAGGUUAUUGGAAUUGAGCCAAGCUUCGUCCUUAUCUACUUCAGAUAGACCAGGGAGUGCGAGUAAUAAAGUAGAUAGCAAAGAACGGAAAGUAAAUGGCAUGAUUGAAGGUCAACCGUUGACUGUGUCCUCAUUAAAACCACCUCUGGCUACAUCCACUGCACGAGCUGAAGGUCAAUCGUUGUCUGUCUCCUCGUUAAAACCUCACGCCAUGGUAACUCCAAAAACUGUUCAAAAUGCUGAGGUGCCUAAGAAGCCUCCCCAUCCAGAUUUGAAGUAUUUAAACGAGAUUCUUACAGUACCUAAAAUGGAAGAAUGGUCUGAUUUUGACGACCAAGAAUGGCUCUUCCGCAAGAGUGAACUCCAACCAAGGAGGCAAAGGAUGGAAUACUCUGAGGUUGAUGAGACACCAAAAGUUUGGGCAGAAUCUAUGCAGAUUGACUCAGUUGACAUAGUUGCUCUGCCAUACGUCAUACCUUACUGAUUUGAUUUGAUAUAACACAGGCCGGGUUCACCCUACUACAUCUGUCUCGGACGAUCUUCUCUGAAGAACCACACUGGAGAAGAGUUCACAGGUUGGAAUGUCUAUUUGGCAUUCAUACUGCAAGCACACAGUCACCUGCAAUGGUAAUUUUAUUUUUUCUGAUUGAUUGUCUUGGUGUGAGUGCGUGCAUGCCUGGAACGGGGAUGCUAUUGAAUCGUGGGAUUUGGAGCCACCACAACCACGACUGCCGAUUCAUCAUCAAAGGCGGUGGAACACAGACACAGACAGAGUUGAUCCCCAUGAGAGGGGGGGAACAUGAUGAGGUUGCUUAGAGAGGACUGAGAAAGGAUAUUUUGUAAGCUUGUGAAAAGUUAGAGAUGCUGGUGUUUCUGAUGAUGAGAGUGUAAGAGAAACUAGCUGUGGUCUUGUUGCAACCCCACCACAAUUUUGAUUUGUAACAUAAAACACAUCUUAUUUACGAGAAGAAGAAGAAGAAGAAGAAGGAAGAAAAAAAAAAAAAGUAUAAGAUAGAGGGAAAGGGAAAGUAUUCUCAUUCAUUUAUUCA